GCCCCUCGCUCCAUGCUUCUUGUCUGCCUUUGUGAGGCGGGGCUUUCAUGUUACCCAGGCUGUUCUGGAAGAAACCCAGAGUCUGGAGGAAGAUAUAGUCAACCAAGACGUAAUGGUAGAGAUUUCAUUUCCAUUUUAUUUAAUUGCAUGAUUUCCUUUCUAUAAGAGCAGGUAUGUUUAGUGUUAUGGAGUAUUCACCAGAGAAGACAGCUUGGACACGGGUUAAGCCAAUAGAAAGUCUUUAUUAUCCAGCCAGCAACUACACUGGGUGUUCAGGAUCCCAGUAUAGCCCUAAGCCUUUCUUGGGGUGAGAUUUUAAGCAUACUCACACACACAUACACACACACACACACACACACACACACACACACACACACACACCAAAAAACAAAAAAACAAAAACAAAAAACCAAACACAAACAAACAAAAAACCAUGUCCUGGGUUGACACACCUCAGUUAGCAAGAAUAGUUAGCCAGAAGCAGAACUACAGAAGGCCACAAGCAAGGUUAGUCCAUUUAGAGACUAUCUUGAUGGACUAUGGACUUUGAUGGAUCAGGUCUUUGCUUUGGUUUUAGUGGGUGAUGCUGUCUACGUGCUGAGUUAUACAGCCUGAGUGGUACUUCCACCAUGGAGUGGCUUAUGCUGAGGUCUGGGGACUUCUUUUUACAGUAGUGAUUUAUGCUUUCUUUUAAAUUAGACAAAAGGAAAAAAACUGUUGAUAAGAGCACAUGCAUUCAGACGGAAAGAAAUGAGGACAUUUAUGCUGAAACAGCUGAAAUCUUUAGGCACCUGGCCUAAAGAAGGGAGUUUGAUGUUCCUUUAUAGGGCACGCAGAGCUCCGCCCAAUCCCACCUCAGUUUUCACCUGGUCCCAAGAUGUACCACCCUUCCCCUGCAUGGCUUCCUCCCCCUCACUGUCCCUUACUCUCUAGGGUGCAUUGCUGAUCUCUCUUUAAGUAGCCAACACUCCUGCCUAAGCCUCACUCUAGGGCUUCCACUCGGCUCAGAGGCAGGGCUUCCUCAGGAGCAACCACAACACUACGUACUAUUCUGAACCAAUUCUACACACCAAAGGAGAAUUUUGUGCCAGUUAUUAGGGUGAGGGGAAAAGAUCUUUUUUUGGUGAUGUUUCAUAUAACUCUGUAUUAAUUUUCCACAGGAAAAAGUGUCUCCUAUUUUCAAGUUUGAAGUUUUAAACAUCAUCCUCCUUAGGAAUUUCAGUACCUAAUCUGAAAUGGUUUUCUUUCACCUGGAGACAUGUUACCUGCUGUCUCGAAGGGUGAGAAUAAAAAGGUAACACACAAGGGAAACAGCGGUGGGAAAGAUGGCUUUUAGCCCAUUCCUUCACAGUGGCUCAAGGUUCGGCACCCAGUACAUGAGCUGAAUGACUUCAUUAGGGAAUUCAAAGUCAAAUAGAUCCCUUUAAAUAUUUUAAAACACUAAAAAAUACUCAGCAUAUAACCUUUAGAGGCACAGCUCCCACACCACUGCUGACAUUUGUAUGCUAUGGGAACAGCCUUCUUAGUGUCAUGGUACAGUUCUACCAAGCAUGGAUUCACCAGAGUGAGUCCAGGACAAAACAGGCCCGCAAACCCCAGCUGCAUUAGCAGGUUCGUUCAUUCGUUCACUUGACAUAUUCUGAAGCCCGUAUUUAGUUCACACGUCAUGAUCUAAGAAGUAGCAGCAGCCCGGGUGUUGGUGUACACUUGUAAUCUGAGUACUUGGGAGGUGUUUGCAGGAGAAUGAGUUCAAGGCCAUCCUCGGCUCCAUAGUGAAUUAGAAGCCAUCCUGAAGUACAUGAGGUCUGGUCUCAUAACCAAACCAAGCUAAUCAACCAAUAAAAUAAAUCAAAAGAGCCUCUUCCCCCACCCCAAAGAAAACAAAACAGAAAGCCGAGUCAAAACCAAAACCCGCAAUGCACUUGUCCUCUGUCUCAGAUGUGAAAGGAACAUUCUCUGAGCUAUUGAUGGAUUGAAGGGAAUGCGAAGAGUUCAGUAUUAAUGUUUUCUUCAAAUGUAUUUUGUGGGGCCAACCCAGGAGAGAGGAAGGUCUGCGCGGGGGUUGGGGAAGUGACUUCACACUUUUGAUAACAGAAAGUCCUGUUAUCACUGCAAACAUCUAGCUAUUGAGUGAAAAAGCGGGCGAAGUCAAAUCGCUCUCACGUCACGUCUUACUCUCCCCAAGCCAAACUUUCUCCGUCAAUCCCGGUAGGUCACUGGGGAAAAGCCGCAGAGAAGGAAACGCUGGCUUCGGCGGCAGUGUGUCGCCCAAUUAAUGUUGGUCUGGGAGUCACCUGAAGCCUUCGAGCUACUGCACCCAGGGAGCAAGCUUGCUUUUCAAUUCGGUCAUUUCCAUGGGGAAUUGCGGCACGCGCAGGUCCUGGGUGUGGCGAUGUCGAGAUGGAGCUCACAUCUCCAGGCUUUCCACCUUCUGGCCAAUCUACACAGCUGAGAGAACUACGGAUGAUACGGGCCUGCCUUCCUGCAACUCGGGAACCGCAAACGACCGCGACCCCGUGGCCACUGCCCGGUGCCAAAGCCAGGCUGCGCGCUCCGAGCGUGUGAGCUUCUCCCCAACCGGCUCUGCGCCGGGAGGCGGAUCCCCUUCCCUGCGCACAAGUCCUUAUAUGCACCGGUUGCACCGGCCCGCCUUUACUCCAGCCCCACAAAUAAUUAAUGGGGGACGGAGGACGCUGCUGUCUUUUCCCGCUGCCUCUCCUCACCACCCUUUUCACCCUUAGUGCAUCUGAACCCAGUCAAGAAACCCCAAGAUGCGAUCGAAGGGCCAUUUUGGUGCAUUGCACAAAUUGGACACAUUAAAAAAUAGCCUUCGGGUCCCUGCACAGUGAGGUUCAAGAUCUGCUUUUCCGAUUCAGCACUAUUAACCCGCAAAAGCUGGGGCGGAAAGGGUGCGCGCCCCUCCCCCACCCUGGCUAGUGCAAAGGGACCCGGUCAGGAAGCGCGGCCUCUCCCCAGUCGGAGACCACGCCUCCUCCCCCCCACUCCUCCCAGGAAGCGGUGAUAGACAGUUCUGUGUGGUUCUCCACCCCCAACCCCCCCAGCUGAGUGGAGGAGUUGAUAUGUCUCAUUAUAACAGCCAAUGCAGCCGCCAUCCACGCACAAGCAAAGAAGCAUGUCCCAUUUAAAUACACCCACGCAGCCCCAGCGCCCUUAGCCGAUCAGGGCGCGCAGCCCACACGCACCGCGGCUCCCGGCUUGGAGAUCCGCGCAGGUCGGGCUCCGGGAUCCCGCGGAUCGACGCUCUCGGAAGAUCGGGAUCGGACUCUUGUGGGGCCCGGGUGGGCAGGGGAGGCUGGGCCCCGGGCCUCUCUGGCGGACAGCCGCAUGAGGACGCGAGCGAAAUAGACCAGGGUGGAAUUGCCAAGGCAGACGCUUCGGGGUGGUUUGGUCCAUUUCUCCCGCGAAGAGUCGACAUGGCGAGCGACUCCCCAGCUCGCAGCCUGGAUGAAAUCGAUCUCUCCGCCCUGAGGGACCCCGCAGGGAUCUUUGAGUUGGUGGAACUUGUCGGAAAUGGGACGUAUGGUCAAGUUUAUAAGGGUCGUCAUGUCAAAACAGGACAGCUUGCAGCCAUCAAGGUUAUGGAUGUCACAGGGGAUGAAGAGGAAGAAAUCAAACAAGAAAUUAACAUGUUGAAGAAAUAUUCUCAUCACAGGAACAUUGCAACAUACUACGGUGCUUUCAUCAAAAAGAACCCUCCAGGCAUGGAUGACCAACUGUGGUUGGUGAUGGAGUUCUGUGGUGCUGGCUCAGUCACUGACCUGAUCAAGAACACAAAAGGCAACACACUGAAAGAAGAGUGGAUCGCAUACAUCUGCAGGGAGAUCUUACGGGGCCUGAGUCACCUGCACCAGCACAAAGUGAUUCACCGAGACAUCAAAGGGCAGAACGUCUUGCUGACUGAAAAUGCAGAAGUUAAGCUAGUGGAUUUUGGAGUGAGUGCCCAGCUUGACCGAACAGUGGGCAGGAGGAACACAUUCAUUGGAACACCGUACUGGAUGGCACCGGAAGUCAUUGCCUGUGAUGAGAACCCAGAUGCCACGUAUGAUUUCAAGAGUGACUUGUGGUCUUUGGGAAUCACCGCCAUUGAGAUGGCAGAAGGCGCGCCCCCCCUCUGUGACAUGCAUCCCAUGAGAGCCCUCUUCCUCAUCCCCCGGAACCCAGCGCCUCGCCUCAAGUCUAAGAAGUGGUCAAAAAAAUUCCAAUCGUUUAUUGAGAGCUGCUUGGUAAAGAAUCACAGCCAGCGACCAGCCACCGAGCAAUUGAUGAAGCAUCCAUUCAUACGAGACCAACCUAACGAGAGACAGGUCCGAAUUCAGCUGAAGGACCACAUCGACAGAACCAAGAAGAAGCGAGGAGAAAAGGAUGAGACCGAGUACGAAUACAGCGGAAGUGAGGAAGAAGAGGAAGAGAAUGACUCUGGGGAGCCCAGCUCCAUUCUGAACCUGCCAGGAGAGUCGACGCUGCGACGAGACUUCCUGCGACUGCAGCUGGCCAACAAGGAGCGCUCAGAGGCCCUGCGGCGCCAGCAGCUCGAGCAGCAGCAGCGGGAGAAUGAGGAACACAAGCGGCAGCUGCUGGCGGAGCGCCAGAAGCGCAUUGAGGAGCAGAAGGAGCAGAGGCGGAGGCUGGAGGAGCAACAAAGGCGGGAGAAGGAGCUCCGGAAACAGCAGGAGCGGGAACAGCGCCGGCACUAUGAAGAGCAGAUGCGUCGGGAGGAGGAGCGGAGGCGCGCAGAGCAUGAGCAGGAGUACAUCAGGCGUCAGUUAGAGGAGGAACAAAGGCAGUUAGAGAUCUUACAGCAGCAGCUCCUGCACGAACAAGCUCUACUUCUGGAAUACAAGCGCAAACAGUUGGAAGAGCAGAGACAAGCGGAAAGGCUUCAGAGGCAGCUGAAGCAGGAGAGAGACUACCUGGUCUCCCUCCAGCAUCAGCGACAAGAGCAGAGGCCCCUGGAGAAGAAGCCACUGUACCACUACAAGGAGGGCAUGAGUCCCAGCGAGAAGCCAGCCUGGGCCAAAGAGGUAGAAGAACGCUCAAGACUAAACCGACAGAGUUCACCUGCCAUGCCUCACAAGGUUGCCAACAGGAUCUCUGACCCCAACCUGCCCCCAAGAUCAGAGUCCUUCAGCAUUAGUGGGGUUCAGCCUGCCCGGACACCCCCAAUGCUCAGACCUGUUGACACCCAGAUCCCACAGCUGGUAGCUGUAAAAUCCCAGGGACCUGCGUUGACCGUCUCCCAGUCGGUGCAUGAGCAACCCACCAAGGGCCUGUCUGGGUUCCAGGAGGCUCUGAAUGUGACCUCUCACAGGGUCGAGAUGCCACGCCAGAACUCGGAUCCCACCUCAGAAAACCCUCCUCUCCCCACUCGCAUUGAGAAGUUCGACCGAAGCUCUUGGUUACGACAGGAGGAAGACAUUCCACCAAAGGUGCCUCAAAGAACAACUUCUAUAUCCCCAGCAUUAGCCAGAAAGAAUUCCCCUGGGAAUGGCAGUGCUCUGGGCCCCAGACUUGGAUCUCAACCUAUCAGAGCAAGCAAUCCUGAUCUCCGCAGAACAGAGCCCAUCCUGGAGAGCCCCCUGCAGAGGACCAGCAGUGGCAGUUCCUCCAGCUCCAGCACUCCCAGCUCCCAGCCCAGCUCCCAAGGAGGCUCUCAGCCUGGGUCACAAGCAGGAUCUAGUGAACGAACCAGAGUUCGAGCCAACAGUAAGUCAGAGGGAUCACCUGUGCUCCCCCACGAGCCCACCAAGGUGAAACCUGAAGAAUCCAGAGACAUCACCCGGCCCAGUCGGCCAGCUAGCUAUAAGAAAGCUAUAGAUGAGGAUCUGACGGCAUUAGCCAAAGAGUUAAGAGAACUCCGGAUUGAAGAAACAAACCGUCCACUGAAGAAAGUGACUGAUUACUCCUCCUCCAGCGAGGAGUCGGAGAGCAGCGAGGAGGAGGAAGAGGACGGGGAGAGCGAGACGCACGAUGGGACGGUAGCUGUCAGCGACAUCCCCAGACUGAUACCAACAGGAGCUCCAGGGAGUAACGAGCAGUACAGCGUGGGGAUGGUCGGGACGCACGGGCUGGAGACUUCGCAUGCCGACACCUUUGGAGGCAGUAUUUCAAGAGAAGGAACCUUAAUGAUCAGAGAGACGGCUGAAGAGAAGAAGCGAUCUGGCCACAGUGACAGUAAUGGCUUUGCGGGUCACAUCAACCUCCCAGACCUUGUGCAGCAGAGCCAUUCCCCAGCCGGGACUCCCACCGAGGGACUGGGUCGUGUCUCCACCCAUUCCCAGGAGAUGGACUCUGGAACUGAAUAUGGUAUGGGAGGCAGCACCAAAGCCUCCUUCACCCCCUUCGUGGAUCCCAGAGUGUACCAGACGUCGCCCACUGAUGAAGAUGAAGAAGAUGAUGAGUCAUCCGCUGCUGCCCUGUUUACUAGCGAACUUCUUAGGCAAGAACAGGCUAAACUCAAUGAAGCAAGGAAGAUUUCAGUGGUAAAUGUGAACCCAACCAACAUUCGCCCUCAUAGUGACACACCGGAAAUCAGAAAAUACAAGAAACGCUUCAAUUCCGAAAUACUCUGUGCAGCUCUGUGGGGUGUGAACCUUCUGGUGGGAACUGAGAAUGGCCUGAUGCUUUUGGACAGAAGCGGCCAAGGCAAAGUCUACAAUCUGAUCAACCGGAGGCGGUUCCAGCAGAUGGAUGUACUAGAAGGACUAAAUGUUCUUGUGACGAUAUCAGGAAAGAAGAAUAAGCUCCGUGUUUACUAUCUUUCCUGGUUAAGAAAUAGAAUACUGCACAAUGACCCGGAAGUGGAAAAGAAGCAGGGCUGGAUCACAGUCGGGGACCUGGAAGGCUGUAUACAUUACAAAGUUGUUAAAUAUGAGAGAAUCAAGUUCUUGGUGAUCGCCUUAAAGAAUGCAGUGGAGAUAUAUGCUUGGGCCCCUAAACCUUACCACAAGUUCAUGGCGUUUAAGUCUUUUGCAGAUCUCCAGCAUAAGCCUCUGCUUGUUGACCUCACAGUGGAAGAAGGUCAAAGGUUAAAGGUCAUUUUUGGCUCUCACACUGGUUUCCAUGUAAUUGAUGUUGAUUCUGGAAACUCCUAUGAUAUCUACAUACCAUCCCAUAUUCAGGGCAACAUCACUCCUCAUGCUAUUGUUAUCUUGCCCAAAACGGAUGGAAUGGAAAUGCUUGUCUGUUAUGAGGACGAGGGGGUGUAUGUGAACACCUACGGCCGGAUCACGAAGGAUGUAGUGCUCCAGUGGGGAGAGAUGCCCACGUCUGUGGCCUACAUUCAUUCCAAUCAGAUAAUGGGCUGGGGCGAGAAAGCUAUUGAGAUCCGGUCAGUGGAAACAGGACAUUUGGAUGGAGUAUUUAUGCAUAAGCGAGCUCAAAGGUUAAAGUUUCUUUGUGAAAGAAAUGAUAAGGUAAAUCCGUUUCAACUUUGCUUUAGUGUUUGCAUUUUAAGAGACCACCAGGUACCUGUGAAACCUUCAUUUUCCUUUAUACUGACAAGUCACAUCUGUGUUAAAUGAUCAGUCACUCUCUUGAAAUGACAUUAUUGGUUUGCUUCAUGUGAACAUUCGGAAUAUGACUCAUGCAUCCUAGCCAACAUAAAACAUCUAAAACUUCCUUGUAAACUCUCGGUAACUCCUAUGGCCUGAGGGCCUGCUGGUGAUUUAACAACCAUCCUAGACUCUCCUGUGCAUUUAGAGCAGCUAGCUCAUCAUUCAUCAUCUCACAGUGGGUCAGCCUUAGGCUUUCACUUUUAGGCCUUUCACGGAGACGCUAUUGGGACUUAGCUUUCAUAUUAUAUUCACCCCUAAGUGUAAAACAUCUGACAUGUAGAAAUAUGAACUUCUAAAAAAUGUCACUCAUUCCCCAGACACUAAGUCACAAACUCAAUUCCUGCCAUGUCCUGUCUCAUUCCAGCCAUGUGUCUCCUGACAUGUCACAGGGGAGCUAUGUUCUAAUGUCUGUCCAGCAUGAUCAGUCACCACAGGAGUAUACUGAAGUGGUCAUGCUCUACCUCGCCCUCCCUGUAGCUGAUUGCCUCUGAGACAAUAGUCAGCCUACCAACCAUGUCCCUGAAGCAGCAGAUAUGAAUACCCGUAGGAAGGAAUGUGAUGGGUUGAACUGUUUACAUCUCUUUGUUCACCCCAGUUCCCCAGAGGCCAGGCUGGUCUUCAUCCAACCCUGAUAAUAUGGGUCUGGAUUCUUUGACCCUGGCUAACUGCUUCUGACCUAGUGUGGUCGAGUGGAUAGUAGCUGUAGGAGACAAGGAUGGUUACCAGGGGACUUAUCAGACGCCAGACUUAACAAGUAAGACUCCAACACUCCUACAAUCCUAGAACCUAAGACAUGAAAUGUCUGGGUGUGGAUGACCACACUGCUGUAGUUCUUGACAACGUACCCCAGCAGGCCUGGGCCAGCCCAUACUCUCAGGCUGGGGCCUCUACUUUAAUCCCUGAACCCACAGCUAGAGACAAGCAACCCUUUCCUUUCAGCACAUCCUCACCAUCCUCCCCACUUCGAUUCUCUGACCACUUAGAGUAUUCCUAUGUAGCAUUAGCUAAAUGUCAGGCAAUUCCACAGGCUUCUUAAGGAGCAUGGGGACAAAGUAGCACUCAUGACACACACACUCAUUCCUCAGAUCACAGGCACUGGCUGACUGAAGGGCUAAUGCACAGCCCCAAAUAUUAUUUCCUGGGGCAGUGGUUCACUGACAUUCAGCUCAAGCAAGCAGUAAUUAAGUUCUGCUCACUCCCAGGGCUUUUGAUAAAAUGAUUGAACUGGUUCGGACCUAAUGGACUAUGGUUCUGCUUAUUGAUGCCAUUGUCUCCUUUGGCUUAGGAUCUGCCAGCAUCGGCAUAGAGGCCCGGUGCCAACCCCUGAAGCGCCAGACUGGAUAGGCAUUCACCAACUUCGCCUAAUCAACCAUAGCCACUCUGGGGUCUUUGUUUUCCAGUUUGAAAACUGAACACUGAAGUUGUACAGCUCUCAGUAGCCCCCCAAAUUUUGCCCAUAACUUUGGGAAUUUAAAGGGAUUCUCUUUCAUCUGCCUCCAUGUCAUUUACAAGGGAGAGAAAGAUUGUCCCUGUACCUUUUUAGAAAUCAUCAUUGUCCCAGGCCAGAAGUCCAGCAAUAAAUAAUAAUGUUAGAAAAUGUAAGGGCAGGAGGGUUUCCAUACAAUGCCUUUCUCAGAAGUCACUAUAAACACUGGCCAUAGAAACUUAGCUGACAUAUGGCAGGACAGGCCAUGUGAGAGGAAAUGGCUGGACAGGUGGAGAAGAGAAGGGGAGAAAACCCACGAAGCCGAACUAACUUGUUUUUAAUUUCAAACAGGUGUUUUUUGCAUCCGUGCGGUCUGGAGGAAGUAGCCAAGUGUUUUUCAUGACCCUCAACAGAAAUUCCAUGAUGAACUGGUAACGGAAGAGCACUUGGCACUUAUCUUCACGCGUUCUUUCUAAUGUAAAAGAACAUAACCCAUGUGGACGUGUGCCAGUCUAGAGGCAGAACCAGAAGGCCUGGUUGAACAUAGCGCUUCCCUGUUUCCUCUCCCUCCAGCCCUCCCAACAGAGUCCCCUCUUUCAGCGUUGCAGCCUGGUUGAGAAGGAGAGAAAGAGGUGGCAGGAAUGUCCGGGAGACCCCGAGGAUGCUGCAUUGUCUCUGGACAGAGUUGGACCUUGUGCCCUUCGGAGUUAGGGAUAGAAACAAAUAUCGUGUGCUUUUAUGGUUAAGCUGUGUUUGUGCUGGGUUUUCAGUUCUUUUGGUUUGGGGUUUUUUUAACUUUUUUUUUCUUUACCCCCUUGUUUUGUAAGAAUGGGGAAGAAUGCAUACUGGGAAAUUAGUCUUCUUUUUUUUUUAAUUCUGUCUGCCUGCUAGCUUUAAGUAUAUGGUAUGUUGUAAGAUUUCCAAUUCCCAGUAGUGAGAGACAGCACAAUCAAUGUACUUCUCUCCCCGCACUGAAGGCCAUAACCGCACUGUCGUGUAAUUUAAGAACUCUCUUGCCUUCCCCAACCCAAGGGGCUAUUUUGUUAUUUUUUUUAUUGCUACUGGCUAAUGAAUUUUUGAAAGAGAACAAAAUAGCUGGUUUUCUCCUCUCUGGGGAAAGAGAUUUUAAAUGGCUAAACUACUAGCCUUACUCUAAUAAAAUCAACUGCCACUUGUGUGAGCCUGGCAGGCCGUAUUUUGAUAUGGCCCUUUCUAGAAUGGAGGGUGUUGAAUGGGACAGAGAUGCCAUUGAGUUGAGUGGGCUUGUGUUUGGGGAGGGACUUUGGGGUGCCAUUGUCCCUCGAUUAUUAUGCAACAGAUCAGGGCAAAACAUGGAUGACAGGUGUGUCACCCGGAAGGAGCGUCUGAGCAAUGAGCUGAUAUGUCUAUGUAAAUACACACAUGUCCUUUCUGCAAGGUACAAAGUCUCCCUGCUAAGAGGUCCCUUCACUUGGGCUUUGUUAGGACUGAGACUGAUUGAGAUCUUUCCUGGAGCUGGGGUUACAUGACAACCACGCUCUGGAAACCCAGUUCCCUCCCGAGGGUGCCACUUUCUCAUGAUAAAAACUGUGACAAAGAAGAAUUACUAAUAAAUGUUUCUGAGCUGCCUGUGUUCUCACUGGGUAAAGGGACUAGACUCUCCGGCCUGCCACCAACACAGCGGGCACCAACAGCUCGGAUGUUAGGGAACCCGAAGGCAAGGCUUUGGCCAGAAUUCUGAGACCCUAAUCACGUUAUGUUCCUCCAAACUUCCCAACAUACUGUUAACAACAUCUGUGCAGAGGUGUGUACGUGUUUAGUUCAGGUUGACUUGUGUCCUUAUAAACCCUUACUCGAAUGAUUUGAUCCUUUAUGUGACUGGCUGGGAUUUUUCCCAAAGCUGUAAGCAUGGCCGCCUAUGGUAUCCAGGUGUCGCAACAUGGUAUCUGUGCUCUGCUUCCUGUUUUAACCUACCUCGUUUUGUUUGUUUUUGUUUCUCUGUUCAUCACAGCAGUGUUAACUCCAGGAGACAUAUAGAGAGCUCAACCGGGCAAUCUCAGCUGUAUUGAUUACUUUCAAAACAGUAGUUAACCAAAUUGUUCUUUAAAAAUUGGAGGGAGAAAAAAAUAAUAUCCAGUGACAAAAACCCGAUGAGGUUUGUUUUUAAAGAAUACAAUUACUGGAAAUGGAUCAAAAAAGAAAAACAAAAACUGGAUCCUACUGAUUUUGCCUAAACAAAAGAGCAGCUAACGUACUAUUAAUGAGAACGAAACAUAUGUUAGGAAAUUGGGACCUUUUUAAUCUGGUGUUUUGGCCAAAGGGGAUGAGAAGGGGGAAUAUGCUGAGUUCUGAAUAUAGCUUAUUCUGUACUCCCCAAGGGUGAUGGUCAUUUGCAGUUAUCUAAGCAGGUAACACACAGGAUGUAACGAGGGUGGCCUUCAGGUGAUCACCGGGCUGUACCCAGCACAGGCCCUCUAGCUCUCCAAAGCAAUGAAACCCUGCUGUUCUCAUUUCUACUGCUGCUGUGAUGCUGCUGAACACAGUCUUCACAAAUUCCGGGGGACAGAUUCAGCAAUAGCUCUGGCUUGAAUUUAGCAACUACUGAAAUUGGAUGCUGAUGUGGACAAAUAAUGUGGGUUUGGGUCUUGUCUCCAAAUGUGAUUGCCACCAGCUCUUUAUAUUGCUGCUGUGACAUUCUGAACCAGAGGUUUCUUUAAAUUGUGUUGCAAACUGAUCUGUUUUUAUGUUUUGUUUCGUUCCGUUCUUAUUUCUAAGUGAUACAUCUGAAACACACAGCUUUAAAUGAUUUUUUAUUGUGGGACUUUGGGUACAGUAAGAAAUAAAAGGGAAUCAUUGUGUUUAAGCAUAAGGUAGUUUGUGAAUGUAUUUUUUAAAAUCUAGAUUCAUUGGAACAAAAAAUCAUAAGCAAACAUAUUAACGCCGUCUUGUUUACAGUAUGUACAGUGACAAAACAUAACAUGAGCUUUUUCUGGUGCCAACAAAAUAAAACACAGACGUUAAACAUCAAGCCAUGCCUUUUAUAUUUUUGUACGAAUAGUUUGCACUGAGCAUAAGGCAAAACACCAAAUUGAAAAGAGGCCCACUAAUCUCUGCUCCUUAAAAUACAUUUAGAGAAUUCCUUGAGGCAGUUAUCUUCAAAAGUAAAUAUUCUGGCAUUUAUGACGGGUCUCAACCCUAACACCGUGAGACCUUGGUCAUGCAAAAUAUAUCAGAGUGGUUCCCUUGAGCUUCAUCAUACAGUUCCCAAAUUUGGGGGUGGAUUUCCUUUUGUUUGCUUAUUUUUUUCUGGUGGGUGGGAGCUCUUUACCUAGUGUAAUUUCAAACUGCUUUUGUUUUGAUCUUUCCUUUAAGAAGGUUUUGUUCCUAGAAAUUAAUCAGGUUUCUGCUUUUCUACAAGGAAAAACAGUCUUCCCCCAAAGACAGCUUUAGUAGACCUGCCCAUCCUCAACACACUAAAUUGCUGACCAUUCAGCCAACCCACUAAACAUGCCCACACCAUAGCUUUGGCUGGGACCUGGAAAGAGACCAUUGUGCUCAAGUGCUGGCCAGGAUGUUGUAGCUUGGAUUCCUGUAUCCAGUGAAUGAUGGAGAUGAAUUGACUGUGAAUCCUUCCCACACUGAUUCCAUUCAGAUCAUAUAUGGCCAUCCCACAACAUACAAACAACAACUUACAUUAAGUACCACAUGAAACUUGAUAGCUCUAGUUAGAUGGAGCUCAGUGAAUUUUCUUGGGGAAUUUUAAACAAACUUCAAGACCUAGACUUGCUUGUAUUAUUAUGAUUUUUAUUCAAUGGGGUACAUUAAGAUUAGGGCAAACUCUCACAAGGCCACUUAGAUGGGGUCCUGUGCUUCUAACACUACCAUCCCACUGUCAUUUUCUGGGGUCCGCACCUAACAGACCUUGCAUCAAGUGCACAUUUUUCAAAGCCAUUGUAGUUUCUGGUUGUCACUCUCUGCCUCUAACGUUUUCUGUCUGCUCUUGUGAUGCACUGACCAUUUUGUCUCUGGCCCCUCCUGUGCAGUCGUUUAGAAAGAGGUGUGAUACUCAGGCCUGAGCCAUUUGGGUUUUGUCCAUUGACAAAGAAGGGCCAAAGUCUGACUUCACAGUCACAAAGUUCUCUUUUGAAACUGCUUUCCCUGCUACUGUAUGUACAAGUUCAUGUCACCGUAGCCUCGAACCGUGCAAGCGCUGUGUGUGUGCUGUCUCAGAAAGUCCAUGUGCACGGGCACCAUCGCCUUUAUGCUGACUGCUUCACGAUAUACAGUGUGCUGUGUCAUUGUUAAGAAGGAAGAUAUAGGUGUUGAUGGAACUUUGACCAUGACGUGUUGCAGGAAAGCAUGAGAAAAUCUGCCAUGCUCCAAACACUCCAGAGACUCUCUGGUACUAUGUUCUGGCCAUCUCGACAGUUAUUAAUUACCUUUUAGUUCAUUCCUGAAAAAUGAAAUAUAAAUGUUUCAAACAAUGCAUACAAACCACCUGACAAGCCAAGAACUUGCUUUCCCUAAGACUACAUAAUUAUAACACAAAAUUUAACCCCUAAAGUCUAAUUUUUUUUUUAUUUACCUGCUGGAAUUUCUCGUAGAUGCCAUUGUAUUUGGCCUUGCUCACUACAGCAGUAUUAGGGACCCUAAAAUGAGCUGUCUUCCCAUGAGUCUCACACAGUGUCAACUUAAAGGAUCUCUUUUCCAGAGCCCAACAAAGAGUAAAAGCUCUUCACAGUUUGCAGGUCCCCAGCUGACAACAUGUACACUUUUGCCAAGUACUUUCUAGUGUUAUGUUAUUUCCAUACUGCGUCAUUGUUCUGGAAAUCUCUCCAUAGACAUUUGUGAUAGUCAACAGUUUGCACAGCAUUAAACAAUCUGAGAUCAUGA
Messenger RNA from Peromyscus californicus insignis, 13872 nucleotides. It is a transcript of the gene Tnik, whose product is annotated as TRAF2 and NCK interacting kinase. The record is from RefSeq and is a predicted model, not a curated record. The coding region runs from base 3435 to 7541 and encodes 1368 amino acids. Gene Ontology annotation, biological process: protein phosphorylation. The transcript has 32 exons. Gene Ontology annotation, molecular function: ATP binding; protein kinase activity. NCBI's taxonomy places the organism in Eukaryota, Metazoa, Chordata, Mammalia, Rodentia, Cricetidae.